UGGGGAGUGCUAAAAAAAUAACUUCGAUCGGAACCAUUAAACGGCUCGCCGUUUCAAGCGGAAUUAUAUUCCAGACGGACGUUGUUGCCACAGGCAGCCGCUGGCGUCGUUUUGAGUCAACUUUUCGGUUUCCUUUUUCAACAUUUUCCAAUAUAAAAGCUCUGAUGAAUACUACUGAAGCGCAUGAUUUAAAAACUAUUUGAUGAUAUUAAACUCGAGUUGCUCAUCGUUAACAGUAUGAAUCCUUGUUAGCCAAUGAAGAGCGGAUUAUCAUCCUUGUUUUUCUUCGAUGGUGCGCGAAGCUCUCGGUCAACCCUGCAGCAAAGUGCCUGACCGAAACCCCAAAUGUUUCUGAGACGAUCAGCCUCUUCUUCAUGAGCUUGUUUACAUUGACUCGCAAUGACAGAACGUUGUCCUUUAGCAGAAAAGGCGAAGUCGGAGGGUUACGCUCGUCUCAGAUUCAAGGACACAUCGCUGCUUAUUUGGCAGCAGCAACAGAUGGAGCUGGAGAAAGCGCCGCCGAGCAACUACCUGAGCCGCAGUCGGAGUACAUGCUACAGCCAGUACGGCAACCAAGCUGUGGUGAUACGAGACAAAACCAAACUCGAGGCAAAAGACUCUGACAGCAGUGGACAAUCCCGAAUUUGUUCUGUUAUGUGAUAUGAUUUUCUGUUACUAUACACCGUUUAAUUUUUUUUAUUUCGCUUUUUAUAUAGUCACAUUGCCAUAGGCAGAUGGCAUAACAAUGACUUGAACUUGGCCUUAUGCACAUCUGAAAACUGCAGUAUUUAUCUCUAUUAUACUUAAUGUAUUAUCUAUAUCUCUGUGAGCAUCUGAUCACAGUGCCGUAUUCUAAUCCAGUGCUACUGGGUUACCAAAUUGUAAUUUUCAACACUACAGAUCACACCUUUCUAUGAAUAGACUAUAUGGUGCGGUUUCCCGGACAGGGAUUAGACUAGUCCUAGACUAAAAUAAAUGUAAGAGCUGUCCAAACUAAAAACAACUUGCACUGACAUAUCUUAAAAUACAUCAGUGCCCUUUGUUUGGCCUCAAAAUGCACACAAGAAAUGUUUUGAGUAAGGCAUGUUUGUUAAAACUAGUUAUAUUUCCUAAUUAAACAAAGGCCUAGUCCUGGUUUAAGCUAAUCUCUGUCCAGGAAACCACCCCUAAAAGUAUGUCCCCAUCAGUGUUAACCUGGUUUAAGUCUUAUUUAUCCAGUUAUUACUUUAAUGACAUUUACAAUUGACAAUAAUCUUGGGUCAAAUAUGUUGUCCCACAGGGUUCAGUUUUAGGCCCCAUCCUUUUCUCAUUGUACAUGGUUUAUUUUUUUGAGAAUUGAACAUUUUACAAAGCUUUUAAUACAUUAACAAUAUACAGUAGCUAGAGAGUAAAACACA
Messenger RNA from Paramisgurnus dabryanus, 1397 nucleotides. RefSeq lists its product as uncharacterized. The record is from RefSeq and is a predicted model, not a curated record. Lineage: Eukaryota; Metazoa; Chordata; Actinopteri; Cypriniformes; Cobitidae.